Molecule: messenger RNA, 2667 nt
Organism: Rhinolophus ferrumequinum (greater horseshoe bat)
Lineage: Eukaryota; Metazoa; Chordata; Mammalia; Chiroptera; Rhinolophidae
Gene: ZNF354A
Product: zinc finger protein 354A
Exons: 5
Coding region: 253-2073 (606 amino acids)
Biological process (GO): regulation of DNA-templated transcription
Source: RefSeq, a predicted model, not a curated record
AACCCGCCCCCUGCCCUGCCCCUCCCGGGCCUGCGUGGGGCGCGGGGCUUUUGCCGCCGGAGUGAGCGGCUUUUGGGCCUGAGCGCGGGGGGAGUUCAGACUCGAGGCUGCUGCCCCGCAGGGGCAGUUCUGGAGCCUCUCGCCUGAGGAGCGCGGCCGGCGGAGGCACGGCCCCCGGAGCCCCCGCGGCCUGGGCGAGAUCUGCCUUCUGGAGACUGUGCCCAUCCUGGGGGAAGAGCCCAAAAAGAGGAUAUGGCUACUGAACAGGCGGAAGCAAGGUCUCAGGUGUCAGUGACGUUUGAGGAUGUGGCUGUGCUCUUUACGCGGGAUGAGUGGAGAAAGCUGCGUCCUUUUCAGAGAAACUUGUACCAGGAUGUGAUGCUGGAGACCUACAGUAACCUGGUCUCAUUGGGACUCCCAUUUUCCAAACCCAAAGUGAUCUCCCUGUUGCAGCAAGGAGAAGCGCCCUGGAAGUUGGAGGAAGGCAGUCCGGGAGGCUCCUGGCCAGGAUGGAAGAGCAGUCAUAAAACCACAAAGUCAACUCAAACACAAGAUUCUUCAUUUCAGGAGCUGAUAGGGAAAAGAUCGAAAAGGAAUGGACCCUGGGACUUCAAAUCAGAAAAACCCUGCAUAUCUGAAGACAGAUUAGAGAAAAAGCAGGAGAAAAAGGAAAGUGUUCAGAUUGUGUCAGUCCCCCACAAAAAAAUCCUUACUAUGGAAAGAAAACAUAAAAAUACUGAAUUUGGCCAAAACUUCAGGCCAAACUCAGUCCUCAUUAGGCAACAAAUGGUUCCCAGAGAAAAAACACCACCAAAAUGUGAAAUACAAGGAAACAGCUUCAAACAGAAUUUAAAUGUACUUAAUCAACCAAAAAUCAACACAGCAGAGAAACGCUACAAAUGUAGUCUGUGUGAGAAAACCUUUAUUAACACGUCAUCCCUUCGUAAACACGAGAAAAACCAUAGUGGAGAGAAAUUAUUUAAAUGUAAAGACUGUUCAAAAGCCUUUAACCAAAGUUCAGCUCUUAUUCAACAUCAAAUAACCCAUACUGGAGAGAAACCCUAUGUAUGUAAAGAAUGCGGGAAAGCCUUUACUCUUAGUACAUCCCUUUAUAAACAUCUAAGAACACAUACUGUGGAGAAAUCCUAUAGAUGUAAAGAAUGUGGUAAAUCUUUCAGUCGAAGGUCAGGCCUUUUUAUACAUCAAAAAAUCCAUGCUAGAGAAAACCCCUAUAAAUAUAAUCCAGGCAGGAAGGCGUCUAGUUGCAACACAUCCCUCCCUGGAUGUCAGAGAACUCAUUCCAGAAAGAAAUCCUAUUUAUGUAAUGAAUGUGGCAACACUUUUAAGUCUAGUUCAUCCCUUCGUUAUCAUCAGAGAAUUCACACAGGAGAGAAACCUUUUAAAUGUAGUGAAUGUGGGAGAGCCUUCAGUCAGAGUGCCUCUCUUAUUCAACAUGAAAGAAUUCACACUGGAGAAAAGCCCUAUAGAUGUAAUGAAUGUGGAAAAGGCUUCACUUCUAUUUCACGCCUUAAUAGACACCGAAUAAUUCAUACUGGUGAGAAGUUUUAUAAUUGUAAUGAAUGUGGUAAAGCCUUAAGUUCCCACUCGACACUUAUUAUUCAUGAGAGAAUUCAUACUGGAGAGAAACCAUGUAAAUGUAAAGUGUGUGGGAAAGCCUUCAGACAAAGUUCAGCUCUCAUUCAACAUCAGAGAAUGCAUACAGGAGAAAGACCCUAUAAAUGUAAUGAAUGUGGGAAAACAUUCAGGUGUAACUCAUCCCUUAGUAAUCAUCAGAGAAUUCAUACUGGAGAGAAACCAUAUCGAUGUGAGGAAUGUGGGAUAUCUUUUGGCCAAAGUUCGGCUCUUAUUCAACAUCGGAGGAUUCAUACUGGAGAGAAACCCUUUAAAUGUAAUACAUGUGGGAAAACUUUUAGACAAAGUUCAUCACGUAUUGCCCAUCAGAGAAUUCAUACUGGAGAGAAACCUUAUGAAUGUAAUACUUGUGGGAAACUUUUCAAUCACAGGUCAUCUCUUACUAAUCAUUAUAAAAUUCAUAUUGAAGAGAACCCCUAGAAAGUAGAUUCGCAUGUGUGAAAGCCUUAAACCAAAGCUCAUCAGAAUACAUGAGAAUGAUAUAAAUGUAAUAAAUGUAAUGGAUACAAAAAAAGCCUUUCUAUAAUUUAGUCAUCAGAUGUUAAAUUCCAAGAUAAAUCUUGACUAUAAUAGAGAAUGAGGAAAAUGGAAAAUGUUCAUGUCUGUCAUAAACUUUAAAAUAACCUGAAAUGAAGAAUUUACAACUGGAGACUGACUUUGGGCAUUUGUAAAAAUAAAAGAAUUGUUUUAUCUCUACAGCAGUGUAUACUAUAUAUCGUGAUUGUCAUAAACAUCUGGGCCAGUGGUGUGUGCACUGCAUUCCUCAUAUAAAAGAAAAAAAACUAUAAACUGGUAAUACUUUUUAAAAUAACUAACAUUAGCAUAUAAAAGAUGUGAUCAAAGAAAUGACACAUUUUUGGAGAAAAGGACCAAAUAAAAGAUAAAAGUGAAUUGUAAACUACCUCUCAGCUUCUGGGGUGUGUCCUUUUCCUGACCUGAUGUCAAACUUUGUGCAUGGGUUUUAUUUUAAAAUAGAAAUAAAAGUCUGUUCUUCCUUUGUUCAACUAAUUGCUG